Closterium sp. Yama58-4 is the source of this 3522-nucleotide messenger RNA. The record is from the annotation of a GenBank genome assembly. Lineage: Eukaryota; Viridiplantae; Streptophyta; Zygnematophyceae; Desmidiales; Closteriaceae.
AUGGCGGCCGCCGCCAGUAUGCCCGCACAGCGCCCGCGCCAGCGCCAGCGCGCGCCCCGCCCACCUGCGGUACAGGCGGAGGUGUGGGCGCAGCAGCGCGCGUUGGAGCGCGUGGCGGAGGACGUGGAGGCUGAGAUUUCGCGCGCACUGGCGGAGCGGCGCACGGACGACGCGGUGAGACUGCUGUGGCGGGAGCGGCAGGCCGGACGGUGGGCGGGCAGCCGCUGCUGGAGCCGCGCGGUGGCGCAGCUGAGUCUCCGCGGGCAGUGGCGCAAGGCGAAGCGGCUGAUCGACGAGGUGUGUCGCGCGCAGAUGGGGGGACAGGCGGGCGGAGAGGGGGAGGCAGAGCGAAGAGGGGCGUGGGAGCAGCAGGGGCCGGCGGGGAGUGCGGUGGGGGGUGAUGCAGGAGGGAGUGGAGAGGUGUUCAGAGAGGUGCAGGUGGAUGAAGACGCGUUCGGGCUCGCUGUGAUGGCAGCGGCGCGCAGUGGCUGUGCGGCUGACGCAGAGCGCCCCCCACGUGCGUCCGGACACAGCAGCUUUCAACUCCUAUCUUCCCCUCUAUCCCCUCCCUUUGCGCCCUCUUCCCCCCCCCCCAUCAUUCCCCCUCAGAGCGCCUCCCACAUGCGUCCGGACACAGCGGCCUUCAACGCGGCGAUCAACGCGGCGGUGACAGCUGGCGACCUCCCAUUGGCGGAGCGGCUGCUGGGUGAGGGCAUGGCGGGGGCGGGCGUGACCCCUGACGCCAUCAGCUUCAACAUUCUGAUCAAGGGGCGCGCGGCGCAGGGCAUGCCUGAGAGGGCGCAUGAGCUGCUGAAGCAUAUGAUGUCGCACGGCGUGCAGCCAGAUGCAGCAUCGUUCAACUCAGUGGUUGCGGGGUACGUGGCGUGUGGCAUGAUGAGGGAGGCACAGGCGCUCGUGCAGACCAUGUGGGACCUGGGGGAAGGGGAGGAGCAGGGGCAAGGGGAGAGGGAGGGGGAGGCGCAGGGGAAAAGGGAGGAGGAGAAGGGAGGAGGAGCGCAGGGAGAGGAGGGUGGGAAGCAUGGGGUGGGGGUAGGGCCCAAUGUGCGCAUGCUCUCCAUUCUCAUCAAGGGGCUCGUUGCUUCUGGAGACCUCGCUGCUGCGUUUGAGUGGUUUGAGCGCAUGAAGCAGCGGAGGGACACGGCACCCAACCACAUCACCUACGCUACUCUCAUGCACGCCCUCGUCUCCUCGCCGCCCCACCUCAUCCCCGCUCCCAUCCUCGCCCGCGCUGCUGCUGCCUCUGCCUCUGCUGCCACUGCCGCCACCGCCCCUUCUUCAGGCGCGAAUGCAGUGAGCUCUGCAGUCCCGCAAGCCGUCAUUGCCGCCAGCAGCAGCAAGCCCCCAGCUCUGCCUCCCCUUGCACUGGCCACGGCACCCACUACUGCUGCUGCUGCUGCCGUGGUGGAUUCGCGGGGAGCCGAGUCAUCUCUGAGGAGGCCAAGCAUUUUGAAGGCUGCACGGCCCAGCGCGGUCACAGGGGAGAAUCUCAACGCCGCUGGGAGUGAGGCAGGCGCACGCAGGGGGGAGGCGCUAGAGCAGCAGGGGCUAGGGAAUGGCCGUGUGGGCGUGCUGGAUGCUAGCCGCAGCAGGAGUGAGUCUGACCGGCCAGGUGGAAUUGUCGAGAAGCAGAACGGCUACAGCAGCAUCACCAGGGGUAGUCGCAGCAGCAGCGAGGACAGUAUGGUGGUCCAGACAGGCUUUAGCAACCUGGCAACGAGGGAAAACAGCGAGGACCUAGCAGGUGCAGGCAACCUUGACGAGUUGGCGGUGGUGGCAGCGCGGCAGCUGCUGGAGGAGAUGCGGGCGCGGGGCGUGGCAGGCAACACCGCCGUGCUCAACGUGCUGGUCAAGGCCCACUGUGACCGCGGGCAGAUGGGGGAAGUGGAGGCACUGUUGAAGGAAAUGGGGUGUGGGGCAGGCCCGGGUGCUGGGAAGCGGUUGCGGCAAGGCACAGCUUCCUCUGCUGCGCCCACUGCCGGGGAGGCUGCUGGAGGCUCCCAGAGUGCUUCUGAUGGGCCUCAAGUGUCUCGUGCUGCCAGCGAGGCUGCUGCUGCUGAUGCUUCUGAGGGUUGGUACCCCCGUGGAGGGGCUGUGUGGGGCGUGCGGCCCAACGCUGCGACAUUUGCGAGCAUCAUUGCGGCGUGUGGCAGGGCGGGCACGUGGCAGGGGGGGCAGGGGAGGUGGAGUGUUCGGGGUGACGCUGUCAGUGGCGCUGCUGCUGCUGCAGGGGCUGCUGUGCUGCCUCAGGCUGCUGCUGGCGCAAUCACGGGCUCGAUGACAAGUGACAGCAAUGUUGUGGACUCAGCGGAGUACAGCCCCAGGGGCAGCAGCAGCAGCAGCAGCAGCAGGGUGGAGACGGAAUGGGGCAGGGGAAAGGCGGAGUGGAGCAGGGGGGAGAGCGAGUGGGGUGGGGCAGAGGCAGCGGUGCAGUGGUUUGCGCGCAUGCGGCGGGAAGGCAUAGCGCCAACAGUGCAGGUGUACACGGCUCUCAUCUCCGCCCUCGGCCAGGCCCCUGAUGCCGACCCUUCCCGCGCUCUCUCCGUGUUUGAAGAGAUGCUUGUUGAGGCUGGGAGUGGUGCAGUGCGGUUGGGAGGGAGAGCGGGUGGUGGGGGGAGUGUGGGGGGGAGAGGCGGUGCGGUGGUGAGCGGUGGAGAGGAGUUGCGGGUGGAUGCAGCGGCGUGGGGUGCGGUGAUUGACUCACAGGCGAGGGCAGGGUUGGUGGACCAGGCGUGGAGUCUGUACCAACGAGCCAAGUCGUCCCUACGCCAGCCACCCACGGUAGUCUUGUUGGAGCAUUGGCAGCAUGAGAGCAGAGAGGGCAGGGGAGGCGCAGGUGUUGUGGCACCACUUGAAAGACCGACUGGUGAACAAACCUUCCUCUCUCCCCGUCGCACACACCUCUCCGUUACUUCCCGCCUGCAGGCAGCCUCAAUUGCUCCCACCCCAGCCACCUACGGUACUCUGGUGCGAGCGCUGGCAGCGGCAGAGAGGGCGGGGGAGGCGCUGGUGCUGUGGCGCGACUUGAAGGAGCGACUGGUGGGGACGGAGGGCAGCGAUGGGGAGAAGGGGUUGGGGUUUGGGGAAGUGGAGGGCGGGGAGGGGAGGUGGGAACUAAUGGGGGAAAGGAGGGAGGGGCGAGCAGAAACAGUGACGUGGAGGGCAGGAGUGGCAGGAGGAGCAGCUAAAGGGGCAGCCGGGGUGUGUGUGGACGAGGCAGUGAUGGAUGGGCUCAUGCUCAUCUUCAUGCAGGCCGGGUACUUCCAGCGCGCUCUAGAGGUCGUGGGGGCGAUGGAGCGAGCAGGGUUGGCACCCGAUAAGCUCAAGUACAAGCGCAUGCUCAUCACCUCCCUCUCCUCGCGCCGCCUCCGCACCCUCUCCUCCCUCUCCACCACCACUGCUGCUGCUGAUGAGUUCCCGGGGUCACGCGGCUUUGAGGCGCUCAAGUUCUGGCUGGGGCUGCCCAACCGCCUGUAUGAGUCUGACUGGAGCUGGCGGGACUGA